Phragmites australis (common reed) is the source of this 2391-nucleotide messenger RNA. RefSeq lists its product as uncharacterized. Lineage: Eukaryota; Viridiplantae; Streptophyta; Magnoliopsida; Poales; Poaceae. The transcript is spliced from 10 exons. Bases 240 to 2132 code for a protein of 630 amino acids. The record is from RefSeq and is a predicted model, not a curated record.
ACCGCUAUAAAAUUUCUCGCCACGAGGCGCUCCCUCUUCUUUGCUCUCCCAUUUCUCCGGCUCCUCCCCUCCCCUCCCCCGUUCGCCCAACUCGAAAGCUCCAGCGCCCGCCGGAAUCACCCCGUCCCCGCAGCUUCCCGGCGGCCCCCGCCUCGCCGCCAGCGGUGCCGUACCCGCCGGUUUGUCGGUGAGGUGUCAAACAAAUUGUGCCUUUUGUACUGGUUGUACUACAGGAUUCAAUGCCUCUCUUCAAGAGAACACCUUUCUUCUUACUGGGGCCACCAAAGAACCUGGAUCCUAAUGAGAAGGUGUUCCAAGUUAGGUUCACGAAGGAGAUAUUCCGAGAUUAUCAAGAAUACCUGAAUAGGUUGAACCUUUACCGCCAGAGGGUCUGGACAUGCAAGUUGUCCGGAAAGUCUAAUUUAACCUAUGAGGAAGCUUUGGUCUGGGAGCAACGUGCUGCAGAGAAGGCUCAACAGUUGCCAAAAGAGCUAAUGGCACCUGUUCUCCGGAUGAUUCAAUACAGCACUCUUAACUUGACUGACCUUGUCAACAAAGUGUACAGUAGUCUACUCUUGGAUCUUUUUGAAGGAUUAGAACUGCAUGCUAAACAAGAUGGUUCAGAGACUGCUUGCAAGAUUCUGAAGGUUAUAGGCUCUGGCAACACCAAAUUGUACGAGGUGGGUUGGAUUGGUCAAGACAAUGCAGUAAUAAGCACUUCAGUACUCAAAGCUGAUGAUCUAAUUCGCAAGAAGGCACCUGCUAGUCGUAAUACACUGAAAAAUUUUAUUAGAGAUUCAACAUCACAGAAUUGUCCAUGGAUACUACAUGCAAAUCUUGCAAAGAAAUACAGGAUAUCCACUGAGCCCCCAGGAGAUAUGAUGAAUGGUGAAGGUUUGUACAAAGGGAGGAAAAGGCUUGAGAAUGGAACCACAGAAGAUGCUCAAAAAAAGUUGAAGAAAGAUGCGAAGCAAGUAGAACCGCCAAUUAAAUACCCAAUUGAUGAUCUUUUAGUGAAGCCUGCAGCAGAUGAUCCCGUUUUGUCAAAGAGACCUCCACUAUCUACAGAAUUUAGAGUGCCUGUAGAUUCUGUGGGAGAUCUCCUUAUGGUCUGGGACUUCUGUUUGUCGUUUGGGAGGCUUUUAUGCUUGUCACCAUUUUCCCUCUCAGAUCUGGAGAAUGCAAUUUGCAACAAGGAAAGCAACCUUAUUCUUCUUGUGGAAACACAUGCUGCACUUUUCCACUUGCUCAUUAAAGAUGAAAGUGAAUAUUUUACAUUUCUCCAAAAUAAGAAAAGGAAAUUAAAGGUAACUUUAGUCACCUGGGCUGACUAUCUAUCUGAUUUCUUGGAAAUGAUGAGUAAAGAAGAAUUCUCCUGUAAGGUGUCGACAGUACGAAGGGGUCACUAUGGUCUUGUUGACCCUGGUCUAAAGCUUAAAAUUCUAAGGGAACUGGUAGAUGAAGCCAUUACAACUUCUGCUUUAAGAGAGAAAUUAGAUGAACGGAUUGACCAGCAACAGGCACUUGCAGCAGCAAAAAGAGAGGAUAUUAGAAACAAUAGGAAAGAGCAGAAGCUGAACAUGGAAGGGGCAGCUGAAAAUGGAAUAAAUCACACCGAUGCUGCACAAAAUGGCAAUGGAAGUGUUAAGGGUCAGCACAAGGGAAAAGAACGAGAGGACUCAAACAUUUUUUCUUCCAGCAAAAUGGGAGAUGGGAAAAUGUAUCUGAGAAGACACCACGAAACAGAAAUGGAGCAACAAUCAUUGCAACCCAGUCCUCUUGGAAAAGACAGGUUCUAUAACAGGUAUUGGUUUUUUAGGCAUGAAGGAAGACUUUUUGUCGAAAGUGCAGAUUCCAAAGUGUGGGGUUACUACAGCACUAAGGAACAGCUUGAUGCACUCCAUGGAUCAUUGAACAUCAAGGGCACAAGGGAGAGAGCACUCAAGCGGCAACUUGACAAGUCCUAUGAUAAGAUAAGUAAUGCCCUGGAAAAGAGAUUGAAGGACGCCGAACAUAGAAUGUUACUUGAAGAGGCUCUAUUACGGCGUUCCACUCGUGUACAUGCCCAACCAAAGGAGGAUAACCCUUCUCUGUCAUUCCUCAAGUAUGUCAACAAAUGGAAACGAAAAUGAGAUGUACUCCGUAGUUGAUAGGAUCGGCAUUUUUUCAUGGCCACUCUUCAAACCCUCUUAGUGGUCCAAUUUGGUAUCUUGAUGCCCCAAAAGCAGAAUUCUGUCAUGGAGUGCUUUUGAAAGAUAAACCAAAGGGACUCAAGUGAGCUAAUUUUUGUGAACACUUAAGCAGCUCGAUUCGAGCUGCAUGCUAAUUGAUGCCAUCCUUGUAAGAGCUACAGUUACAUUAUCUUUCUAGUUUGUGUCCUAGUUACGUCUU